AUGCCUCCGAGACAGAAGUCGUGCUGUCACGAAGAAUUUAUUCAAUUUGUGCAGCGAAUCAAGCCAGAGAAGCAAAGUGUACGACAAAGGCUAUACAAGUUUGGCCUCCAAAAUAGUCGUCCAUUGCCUCAUCGAAAGAAGAGCUCGCUCAAGCGGGAAGCUUUAUACUGUCGCAAACAAUAUAAUGUUGAUAAACAGCCACCACGAUGCCACCAACUACCAAGAUUUAGAGAUCGACCGAUGCGUCAAGAGUAUACUUCAUGUGAGACGCAACACCACCGGAGGUCUAGGGCUAAUCAAAAUAGCCAACAACGCAAGCCUAUGUGCAAGACUGCAUCGCAACAGCUCCCCCACCACAGCUAUUCUAUCCGUGACAAGAAGCAAAAGCAGCUGUUACAACGCCUAGUUCAAGUACAAGAUGAGAUUGUCCUUCACUUCCGGCAACAAUUGAGAGAUGAAAUGAAGGCCUUUAGGAUGAAAUCGGAACGAUUACUUGAUGAGCGUGUCUUGACUUGGAAUGAUCAAGGGUUGGAAUUUGAUUUUGGUCACCAUCUUUUCGCUCUUGAAUCAGAUUAUGACCCAUGGGAGCGUACUAUUGACUGGGACAGUCUUCAUGUGUUCGAUAACUACGCUGAUGACGAAGUGAACAACUACACUGAUGACGAAGUGAACACUUGCGACAUCAUCCACAUUCCGCACCCGUUGGCUGCAAAUGAGGACAUCGUUGUUGCUCUAGUUUCCUUUGAUGUAGUUUUGGGAACUGCAGUUGCGGAGGAAUUAUGCCUUCCACCACUUGUUAUUUCUUCUCCCUAUGGAGUGAAUGAAAGAUUUGUUGUUCCUAGCCAUUAUUAUUCUUCUGUUUCUCCUGUUCAUAUAUUUCGUGUUGUGCCGCGUUGCAGAAGACUUUGUUUUUCCCUGACACCAUUCGGUGAUCCUGCUACUUCUCAAUAUGGGUUAAGAUUGGAGGCUUUCGGCUGCAUCACUUCUGCCCUUCUUCCUUGUGCUUGGCUGAAUGGUGGCACAAUUCCUCUUUGCAAAGCAGCACUAGAAUGA
Molecule: messenger RNA, 1053 nt
Organism: Oldenlandia corymbosa var. corymbosa
Lineage: Eukaryota; Viridiplantae; Streptophyta; Magnoliopsida; Gentianales; Rubiaceae
Source: the annotation of a GenBank genome assembly